Messenger RNA from Durusdinium trenchii, 2134 nucleotides. NCBI's taxonomy places the organism in Eukaryota, Dinophyceae, Suessiales, Symbiodiniaceae. The record is from the annotation of a GenBank genome assembly.
CGACAAAGGAGCAGAGGAUACCCCCAUUUCAUUUUCUCAGGCACUUGGGGCUACCAUGAGCAGUCAUCGCCUGGUGUAACAACAGAUCUGCGUUGGAUUUUACAAGCCGCUGUUGAAGUAUCGUGCCACUGUGGCGUCAUGGCCGAUGGGUGGCAAUGACUUCAAAGGAGGCCUCUGACUUCACAAAGGACUGGCCAGAGCUGCAAUUGAAGGCAAGCUCGGCCGACUACUACUUCGAGUCCUAUAACCACUAUGGUGUGCAUGAGGACAUCUUCCAGGAUGGAGUGACCAUCCAAGCAUUUCAGCAGGCGAUCCUGCAAAAUUCCCACAUGUUUGAGGGUAAAGUCGUCUUGGAGGUGAGCUCAGGGCUGGGCCUUUGCUCCCUCUGGGCUGCCAAGGCGGGCGCGCGGAAGGUCAUCGCGUUGGAAACCCACGAGGAACUGGUGGAGCUGAGCCGACGAGCGGCAGAGCUCAACGGCUACAGCGAGGUGAUUGACGUGGUUUGUGGAAAGCCGAGCUCCAUCAAGCAGCUGCCGGGCGGUGUAGAAGCGGUGGACAUCAUUGUUUGUGUGUUCAUGGGCUUCUUCCUCUUGUAUGAGGCCCGGCUGGAAGAGCUGCUUGAUGCAAGGGACAAGUGGCUCAAGCCUGGUGGCCUGAUGUUCCCUGACCGGGCCAAGCUCUUCGUUUCGCUCCUGCAGGAUGCGGACUACAAGAGGAAGCACUAUGACUACUACGAUGAGGUCUGGGGCUUCGACUUCAGUUGCAUGAAGGAGGCUGCCAAGGCAGAGCCCGCCCUCCUGGACUGCGACGAGGUGUAUGUGAAAGCAUCCUUGCUCCUAGUGGCGAUGCCCUUUGCUCCUAGUAGCGUCCUUGCUUCUUUGAUCUCCUCGAUCACCUCAGUGUUGAACCUGGACCUUCUUCACUGUUCCGUGGCGGACUGCUACAACAUGGCGUCCAAAUUCAAGCUGAGGUGUCGACAUGAGGGCUCUUUGGAUGCAAUGGUCUUCUGGUUCGAGGUGUGGUUUGGCGCUUGUCACAAGCCCAUCUGCUUCAGCACCGGACCUGAAUCGACACAAACUUGCUGGAAGCAAACGGUUUUCUUCCUACAAGGCACCACACGCCGAGUGAAGGCCGGCGACGAAGUGCAUUGCAUGUUGGCUCUCCGGAAGUUGCUCAAGGAGCGGAGGCACCUGGACAUUAAGAUCGCUUGCAAGGUGAACACUGGUAGCCAGCAAGUGAAGUGCUCCUGUCGUAGUGCUUCCGCGACUGCGCUUCUUUUUGUGAUGUGUCGAGGCUGUUUUCGGAUGAUCUGACGACUUGACAAGUUGAGAAGAUGCUGGUUCGUCCCUCCAACUCGUUUCGCAGGCUGAGCCCCCUGCGCAAGGGGAUCAAUCAUUAAUCUUCAAUAGCCAAUAGCCUCUCUUUGGCUCCAUGGGCACACAAUAUGAUGUCCCAGGAUGACAGACGACGAUGUUGACUGGACCUCUGAGAUCCACCGACCGCCUUUCUUCGCCACCCUCAUUCACACUGUGGAGUAAGAACCAGGAUCCAAAGGGUGCAAGUUGAUUGACCUCAAUUGGCUUGGCUGAAAAGAAAACCCUACGGGUCAAAGACCUGAUUUUACUGGAGUUGAUCAUACAAAAAAACGUCAAUGAGGCCACCGGACCAGGUUUUACUCGGCCUUCGGACCGGUAGGGUGUCCGGUUGAUGUUUUGUUCUUGCUGCUAACAGUUGGCAGACAUAUAUCAUACAGUAUAUUUUUGGUGAGGGCGCUUUCUUAACACCAUCGUGCCAGAGUCUGGGCGACCGACAGACUCGGGAAGAACUCUUGGUGUCGGCGACAUUUGGUGUGGUUAAAGGCGACGUAGCCCAACAGUCCAGCUUUCAGAAAACUGUUGGAGAUAUCACAUUGCCUGGUUCAUUGACCAUCGACCAUCCAGUGACUAUUGACUGUUGGAGAUAUAUAGUCGCAUUGACUGGUUCAUGACACCGUAAAAUUCCAGUGACCAUCAGGACGAGCGAAUGCUCCACAUUCGAGAGCGCCAGUUACUUUCGCUGGAUGUGACCACGCCACCUGAGACGGGCGCCCGCUGCGCCCGCGGAAGGAGCCGACAUGGUCGCUGAGUGGUGAAAA